Messenger RNA from Cheilinus undulatus (humphead wrasse), 3173 nucleotides. It is a transcript of the gene rax, whose product is annotated as retinal homeobox gene 3. Lineage: Eukaryota; Metazoa; Chordata; Actinopteri; Labriformes; Labridae. Gene Ontology annotation, biological process: positive regulation of transcription by RNA polymerase II. The record is from RefSeq and is a predicted model, not a curated record. Gene Ontology annotation, molecular function: RNA polymerase II cis-regulatory region sequence-specific DNA binding; DNA-binding transcription factor activity, RNA polymerase II-specific. The transcript has 3 exons. The coding region runs from base 1495 to 2442 and encodes 315 amino acids.
GCGAAGCCAAUGCUUUUCCAUCCCACUGAGGAGGGAGUAAUCGGCGAAGGCCGUGGUGGGGGGCACAGGGGGAUGAUCCGGGAAGGAUUCUUCACUACUGGGAGAUAGGGCUAAUAGUGGAGGUCUUUGCUCUCUGAGCGCUUUUCUAGUUGCAAAAAGGCAUCCAUCACAGUACCAUGCCUGAAGUCACUGAGCUCUUCAGACCCAUUUUGUGUCACAAAAGAAGACUGCAUGGCUAGGUUCUUGAUUUUGUAUCAAUGGGUCUGACUGAAACACCUAAAUUUAAUAAUUAACAGUGUGACCAAAUACUUUUGUCCAUAAAGUAUAUUUGUGGUAGCCUUUUAAUAGAACAGAAUAAUACAGUUAAACUUAAAUAAAACUGUUUGUGUAAAAAUAUCAAUUAAAGAAUCAGAAAAAUGAAAAGAAAGUCAUGAGUGCAUCAGUAAAAGGUUUUGCUGUCCAAAUAAAGUAUAGCAUGUGAUUCUGGAGCUAAUUAAAGGAGUGCUCAGCUAACAUCUCUUUUCUGUGACCCCCCUUAGUCUGUUAGCCAAACAAAGGAUAAGGUCACCUUCUGUAAUUAGGAAAAGCUAAAUAGUUUUAGGGGUUUUAACUCUUUUGAGUAAAAUAAUGUAAUCCCCUUAAGUAGGAUUACCACACUGCUGUCAAUCUUUGUUUGCUGUUAAGUGGUUAUAGCACAAAUUUGUUAUUAAGUGCUUUUUCAAGCGUGUACUACUUAACAUGUGAAGGACAUUUGAAAAAAGAAACUUGAUUAUUUCUAAUCUCUUUUAAUUCAUUAAUAAAUUAUUAGACUGACUUUAUUAGGCAUUUAAAGUUUCUUAAUUCAAAAUGUGCCAGAAGCAGUAUGAUUUUUUUGUGUGACAAUAAAAUAAAAAAUUCUCCUGCUAAAAUAAAUGUCUUUUUGGUUUGGCAACAAUAUCUUGACGCUUUGAUUAAAUAUUAAGCUGUCGUCUUGCAAUCCAUGUCCUGACCAGAAAUCUUGUAAUUAUGAUUUUGUUGUACCUUAAUCUGUGGGCCUAAUCUUCCUCUUUUUUGUAGACUGACAUGAACAUGACAUCUGGAGGAGUGGAAAGAUGGUUUUAAGAUUUAUGUAAGUAGGUUUAGAGCCAGCACUGACUGCCUGACUGAUGCACUUGAGAUAGGGAGGAGUUACAGGCAGGGAGGCUGUGCGCUGCUGGUGCCCGCAUGUGCGCACAGUUACCCCUAAAUCCAGCUCCAAAUCCAUCGGGACGUCCCCUCUGUGACGUGCUGCGGGGGUGCCGCAUGAGCAGGGGGUCUUUACAGGAGGCAGUACUUUAAAAGCCCCUCGGAGGAUGCUCCUCAGCCACCGAGGAAGACUCUUGUGCUGAUGUGCGUCUUUUGCGCAAGUUUCCAACAGCGUCAGCUCUGAUUUGAAACUUCACCUGAAACAAAGGCAGAGAAGAAAGAGUCAGUUUGAGUACGUUUGGCAGCCUUUUUGGGACUUUUUAUCGACAAAUGUGGCUUCUUGGAUCAACUUCCCAAGUGAUGAUGAUGAUGGAUGAGCGCCUGUCUCCUUCCGCACGCGCCGUCCAGAGCCCGGGGGACAACCCGGCCACCAUCCACAGCAUAGAGGCCAUACUGGGAUUUAAAGAGGACACUCUUUUCCAUAAAUCAGCCUCCUACAGCAUGACGGAGAAAGUCCUGGGCAAAGAUGCCGAGCGUAACGGGAAUGUCAUUGUGACGCCGAUGAAGAAAAGUCACUCCUCAGAAAGUUUUGACAGUGUUUGUUGCUCCAGCAGCGCCGCUGAAGCCUCGGUGUGUCCGGACUCUCCGGACAGAGACGGAAAACUGUCAGACGACGAAAACCCGAAGAAGAAACACCGUCGGAACCGGACCACUUUCACCACCUUCCAGCUGCACGAGCUGGAGAGAGCCUUCGAGAAGUCCCAUUACCCGGAUGUGUACAGCAGGGAGGAGCUGGCCCUGAAGGUCAACCUGCCGGAGGUCCGAGUACAGGUAUGGUUUCAGAACCGGCGUGCAAAGUGGCGUCGUCAGGAGAAGCUGGAGGUGAGCUCCAUCAAGCUCCAGGACACCUCCUCCUCCCUGCUCUCCUUCAGCCGCUCCCCCACCAGCUCCCUUGGCUCCGGUCUGCAGUUGGACCCCUGGCUCACGGCCCCCAUCACCUCCUCCACCUCCCUGCAGUCCCUCCCCGGCUUUAUCACCGGCUCUCAGGGCCUCCCGGGCACUUACACCCCUUCUCCUCCCACCUCCAUGCCCUCCUCCCUGUCGGCCUCGUUCCUCAGCUCCCCCGCUCUGGGACACAGCCCUCACCUGCCCCACAUGGGCUCCAUGUGCCCCCCACCUCCCGCCUAUCCCUGCUCAGCUGACCCCAGGAACUCCAGUAUCGCCUCUCUAAGGAUGAAGGCAAAAGAACAUAUUCACGCUAUCGGGAAGACGUGGUGAUGCUGAAUGGAGCUUAAAACGGAUGGUUAUACCCAGAAUGCAUCCUGCUGCAGCUUUUGAAAAACUGACUUCAUCCUCUUGCUGAUGGGAUUUUAUUUUGGACAUUUUAAAAUCUUUAGCUGACAUCAGGAUUAGAGACGUCAUUUUCACUUACAAGGAAAGCACUGUGAAUCAAGUUUCCCUUAUUUAGCAUUUAUAAGCAAACAUUACAAUUAAAACCAUUCAAUUAAGUUUUAUAGUGGGUGUCUUGAUUCAUUUUCCAAAAUUGAAGUCCUCCUGUGGGUGCCAAUAUUUAAAAGCUGCUGUCUAUGAAUUAUUUCUUUAACCAGAGGCCCCAAUACCAUCAAAUUCUUAACCUUUAUAAACACUUUUAAUGUCCUUAAAGCUUUUUUUAAAUCACAUUACUUGACGAUGUGUCAUACUCCCUGCUUAUAUUUGCUAAAUAAUGAAUUCAAGGACUCAAUUCCUGUAAAAUAUGAGACUACUGAACACUGAUGAUCUGAUAUUUUUCUUCUCCUUCAUCUGAUGUGUUUUUCUGUACAGCUGAACAUUUCUUCAGUCCGCUCUCAUUUCUAUCCAGUGUUAUGUUUCCAGUAUAAAAAUCCCCACAUUAAUUCUGCUUUUGUAAAUGGACCCAUUUUGAUUUCUGAUUCCCCUGCUGUUUCUUGGUUUUCACUGUGGAGGAUUAACAGAUGUGUAUAUUUUCUUGAGAAAAUAAACUUUAUUUGUAA